UCUUAAAAGGUUUUAUACACACUAUACGCCAUCGUCACUGCGCCUUUGUUCCUUCGUUUCUGUACAAUCGUCGGCCGCUUGUCUCCUCUGUGCACCGUGAUCGGCCCUUUGUAAGCAAACCCUUGUCUCCCCUGCGCACCGUCGUCGGCGUCUACCGUGUUGCCCACUGAUUCGACGCCGGAGAAGAUUUCCAAAGCCGCCGAUCCCGACGCACUCCUGCUGCAAGCCACCAUUUCUUCCAUUUCUUCUAUCAUUCCGACGAAACCAGCUCUUUCUCUUUGAUUCUCCUCGUUAGUAUGCAUCAAUGAGUUGCAUUUUAAUUUUCACAGGAAGGGUUAGAAGACAGUAAAAUGAGCAAGUAUGGUCUGCAGCUUAGGGUUAAGCCAUCACAGCAGAAGCAGCCUAAGAGACCACCCCUUCCUGCUCCUCUUGGAUUUCAAGAUGAUGACGAUGACAAUGUUGAGAGAGAGAUUUCCCGCCAAGCUUCCAAGAAUAAGGCGCUUAAGGAUAUUGAGGAGCAACAUAAGAAAGCACUAGAGGAGGAUCCGUCUGUUUUUGACUAUGAUGGAGUCUAUGAUGAAAUGAAAGAAAAGGCUGUUCAACCUCGAGCAUAUGAUCGUGAAGAGCGAAAGCCAAAGUAUAUUCAAAAUUUGAUGAAAAAGGCACAAGAGAGAGAGAGAGAGCAGGAGAUUAUAUAUGAAAGAAAACUGGCCAAGGAGAGAAGCAAAGAUGAUCAUCUCUAUGCUGGUAAGGAUAAAUUUGUCACCAGUGCCUACAAAAAGAAACUUGCAGAACAAGCAAAAUGGAUGGAGGAAGAGCGCCUUCGACAACUUCGGGAGGAGAAAGAGGAUGUUACUAAGAAGAGCGACAUGAGCGAUUUUUACUUCAGUCUUCAAAAGAAUGUUGCCUAUGGUGCCCGAAAUGCAAUUGAGCCAAGGGCAACCCCAAAGAAGCUUCAGUUAGAGAAGAAAGAGAAGCAGACAGAAGUUCAUAUUUUGGAGAAGCAUGAAGAGAGUUGUAAUGGUGAUACCUUUAAUGACCAUCAGUUGCAAAACUCGAAGACAAUAGAAGAGCAUUCUCAUCUUGAAGAACGCCUUUCAGCUUCAAACAAAACAACACCAUCUGAUAUAGAAGGUACUAGCCCCCCUACUUUACACGAUAAAGCUCUAGUUCAGGAACGGCCCAAGCAUGAGCAAAGUGAACAAUCACCAAAGCGUGAUCACCAUAAAAGAAAUGAAGAUGCUGUUGCUGCUGCAAAAGAGCGCUUUUUGGCCCGAAAAAGAGCCAAGGAGGUGUGAAAUACUUGUCAAACUAGAUUAAACUGAGUACUAAUAUGUAAAUGUCAUUGUUGUAUCAAGAAUAUCUGAUAAUUAUGUUCUUAAUAGUCAAAUUAGUCUGUAACCUUUGGCUGCAACAUUGCAUUUCUGUUUUAUGGUUCGUUUGAGAGCUACAAAUGAAACCCUAAGAAAGCAGUUGCUUGAAGUCGCAGCGUUUUCAUUGAAAGCAAGUAAAGUUCCCCUUAUAACAAA
Messenger RNA from Cucumis melo (muskmelon), 1529 nucleotides. RefSeq lists its product as uncharacterized. Gene Ontology annotation, biological process: regulation of alternative mRNA splicing, via spliceosome. The transcript is spliced from 5 exons. The record is from RefSeq and is a predicted model, not a curated record. Bases 351 to 1298 code for a protein of 315 amino acids. NCBI's taxonomy places the organism in Eukaryota, Viridiplantae, Streptophyta, Magnoliopsida, Cucurbitales, Cucurbitaceae.